Molecule: messenger RNA, 6363 nt
Organism: Acipenser ruthenus (sterlet)
Lineage: Eukaryota; Metazoa; Chordata; Actinopteri; Acipenseriformes; Acipenseridae
Product: calsyntenin-2-like
Exons: 17
Coding region: 463-3135 (890 amino acids)
Biological process (GO): positive regulation of synapse assembly; positive regulation of synaptic transmission; homophilic cell-cell adhesion
Cellular component (GO): cell surface; postsynaptic membrane
Molecular function (GO): kinesin binding; calcium ion binding; amyloid-beta binding
Source: RefSeq, a predicted model, not a curated record
UCAUACUAAUGAAACACAAGUAGCUUUUUUUGGCAAAUAAGAUACCUUUAGGCGGGUGAGAUAAAGCUUCAAAGUAAACCAAUUAUAAAGGAGGCUAGGAAAGAAAAACGAAUAACUAAGGUUAUAAUUAUGUCCCAUGGGUGUCUAUAGGCUGCAGACGGGAGAUGAUGAUGGGUAAUUAUCCCAUAAUGUCGUUGUAAGACCCUGUGCUUAACAAUUACACACACACAGAGACGUGCCUCACGUACACCCUAUACAAUGUACAGCACCAGUAAAUAAGGAAGGGCAAUGGACUGCAUUUCAUUUGCGAAAAAAAGAAAAUCAACAUUAACGUAAAAAAAACAAAUGAAAUAUCCAGGAAAUAGCGCAGCCUGAGUAAACAAGCACAAGCCUUGGAUUGAGACCUCCUACCACGGAGUGAUCACUGAGAACAAUGACACGGUCCUGCUGGAUCCACCUCUGAUGGCCCUUGACAAGGAUGCUCCAGUUCCAUUUGCAGGUGAGAUUUGCGCUUUCAAAAUUCACGGAGAGGACGCUCCUUUUGAAGCUGUGGUGCUGAACAAGACAUCUGGCGAGGGGCUCCUCCGAGCAAGCAGCCCCAUUGACUGUGAACUUCAGAAGGAAUACACAUUCAUCAUCCAGGCGUAUGACUGCGGAUCCAGGGCUAGCGGAACAAACUGGAAGAAGUCGCACAAGGCAGUGGUGCACAUCCAGGUGAAUGAUGUGAACGAGUUUGCUCCCACGUUCAGGGAGCCAGUGUACAAAGCGACCGUCACCGAAGGGAAGAUCUACGACAGCAUCCUGCAGGUGGAGGCGGCGGACGAGGACUGCUCCCCCCAGUACAGCCAGAUCUGCAACUAUGAGAUUGUCACUCCUGAUAUCCCCUUCGCUAUCGAUCGCAAUGGCAACAUUCGAAACACAGAGAUACUGAGCUAUGACAAAGAGCAGCAGUACAAAAUCAUGGUGACUGCCUACGAUUGUGCUCAGAAAAAAGCCACAGAUGAUGUGUUGGUGCGCAUUGAUGUCAAGCCAGUUUGCAAACCUGCAUGGCAAGGCUGGAACAAGCGGGUUGAGUAUGAGCCUGGCACUGGCAGCAAACCGUUAUUUCCCACAAUGCACCUCGAGACGUGUGAUGGGCCUGUCUCAGCUAUCCGGGUCACCGUGGAGCUGCAGACGAACCACAUCGGGAAAGGGUGUGACCGGGAGACAUACUCCGAGAAAUCUUUACAGAAACUGUGCGGGGCCUCAUCAGGAAGUACUGACUUGCUCCCAGCUUCCAGUGCCACAACAAACUGGACAGCCACCCUCCUGACAGACAGCGGACGGGACAGUGACCUGAUAUUCAGAUUCGACGGCAGGCAGGCGGCGAAAAUCCCUGACAGAGUGGUGCCAAAGAAUCUGACCGACCAAUUCACGAUCGCCACAUGGAUGAAGCAUGGCCCCAGCCCAGGACUCAGAGCUGAGAAAGAAACCCUUCUCUGCAAUUCAGAUAAAACUGAGAUGAAUCGGCACCACUACGCAUUCUACGUGCAUAACUGCAGGCUGGUGUUUCUGCUGCGUAGGGAUUUCAACCAGGUUGACACAUUCCGUCCUGCUGAGUACCACUGGAAACUGGAACAGAUUUGCGACAAAGAAUGGCACUACUACGUGAUAAACGUGGAGUUUCCCGUUGUGACCUUGUACGUUGACGGGGUGACCUACGAACCAUACCUGGUGACUGACGACUGGCCGAUACACCCCUCUCAAAUUGACAUGCAGCUCACAGUCGGCGCAUGCUGGCAAGGGGGUGAAGUGAUAAAGCCACAAUUCACCCAGUAUUUCAGAGGCAGCCUCGCUGGCCUCACCAUCCGCCCCGGCAAGAUUGAGAGCCAGAAAGUGAUCUCCUGCCUCCAGGCGUGCAAGGAGGGUCUGGAUAUCAAUUCUCUGGAGAGCCUGAGUCAGGGGAUAAAGUUCCACUUCAAUCCUUCUCAGUCAACACUCGUCAUGGAGGGAGAUGACAUAGAGUACAUCAAUCAGGCCCUGCGGAAAGUGUCGUACAUCAACUCCAGACAGUUCCCCACUCCAGGCAUCAGGCGUCUCAAAACCUCUACUACAGUACAGUGCUACGGUGAAGAUACCUGCAUCUCCAUCCCUGACGUCGAUGCCUUCAUAGUGGUUCUGCAGCCCAGCGAGCCCCGGAUAACAAUCACUGGGAUGGACCACUUCGCCCGACUGGACACAGAGUUUGAGAGCUCAGAGGGACUGGUGCUUUUCCCUGACAUCCGAAUCAUCAGCACUGUCACCAAAACAGACCUGCCACCGCAGGGAAAAGCUCGCAAGCGUGGUGGGCAGGAAGAAAUCAUUCACAACCUGGAUUACUGCGAUAUUCUGGUUAUCGGGAAUGAACUGAACCCAGACCAGGAGAGCCUGCAACUCAAUAGGAAUGAGCUGCACGGAAAGCAUUUGGAUGCAGCAAACUCCACUUCUGGAAUUUCCAUCUAUGGUGUGGAUACCAUGUCCAACUACGAGCAAGUACUGAGACAGGUGCGAUAUCUGAACUGGCACAGCGCCGGCAUUUUUGGAAGGAGGUUCAAGCUAACAUGCUCAGAGCUGAAUGGAAGAUACACGAGCAAUGAGUUUAAUUUAGAGGUCAAUGUCCUGCACAACUCAAAUUCCAGGGAGCACGUGAAUCACAUGGCAGUUCAACCUCAGUACUUCCAGGCAAUUCCCCACCCAGUGAUGAGGCACAAUGUAAACAGCGCCCACAGCUUGGCAAUUCCAAGCGCUGCCACCGUUGUGAUUGUGGUGUGUAUCAGCUCUCUGCUCCUCAUCGUAGUGCUGGGAAUCUACAGGGUUCGAGUGGCCCGUCUGCACUCCUGUGAGAGUGGGGGAGGUGCAAAGGAAAACCAAACGGAUUGGGACGACUUGGCGCUGACUAUUACCGUCAACCCCAUGGAGAACGUUGAAGAGCCGCAGCAGGCAAAUGAAGAGAGCGAGGACGAGGAAGAGGAGGAGGAAGACGAGUUGGAGGAAGAUGACAUCACGAGUGCUGAAUCAGACGACAGUGAUGACGAGGAGGCAGUGACCAUGGAGGGCCAGUGCGACGGCAAGAGGAGAGAGCAGCUGGAGUGGAACAACUCAACACUACGUUAUUAGACAACCUUUCCUCUCCACCACCCCUGAAACACUACAGCAUCUUUGCCUGUUUCUAAGGCUACCCAUUCAUUGGCAAGACUUUGAGUUGGUGUAUUACAUGUUUAACUCGGCCUCACACUUUAUAAAACGUUGCCCUCUGCUGGCUAGGAAAGUGUUCUGCACUUUUUAUGGUAACCCACUUUCUGGCUUUACUGCAAUAUAGGACAAAGGUUUUCAUUUGCAUAUAUCAUCUAGCAGUUUAUUUUAGUUUAAGAAAAAUGACAGCAUUUUUUCUUUUGUAAAUGUUUCAAUCUGACUGUACUCUCAUUACCUACUGAAUGUGUUCAUUUUAUUAUGAACUCAAAUUACUUUCACUGAUUUUUAAAUAUGCUUCAACUAAGCUGCCCUACAUUAAUCUCCCAAAACUGGAAUUAUUUAAAUCCAGAAAUCUUUGUGGACUUGCACUUCUAAGGUUUUUAUUUAAAAGGUGUCGGAUCAGUCUUGUUAAACAAUCUGUAGUCUUUGUCUGAACAGCUUUAAUAUAUAUAGAAAUUCUGCCUGUUAAUAGCCUUUUCACAUAUUGUCUGGCUCCAAAGCAGUUUGUCAACCUCUGACCUUUGUAAUGUAUUGUUUCGCCACCUGUUCGGUAGCCCAUUGUGAGGUCAGAAAGCAAAGGCUAAACUAAGUUCUCUUGUAUACAUUGUAUAUUGUGCACCCUUCUAUCGUAUAAACCUGUAGUGUAAAAAUAAAGUUGCAAUCUUUUAAUACCUUUAAUCAGUCAAUGGAAUAUAUAUGAUAUUUUAUUUAGCCUUUUAGCCUUAGCCUUAAUAUUUUAAAUUUACCAAAUUAUCUGUAUUUAUUUGAUGCAAAAAGAAUUCAGAAAUCUUACACAGAUUUUUUUUUUCAAUUGUCAAUUAUUUUUCAUGUCACUUUUUUUUUGUUACCAAAUGUUUAGUGAUUUAUUUAUUUAUGUAAAUGUAUUUAUUUUUCUGGUAGUUCAGCUGGCACAUUACAAGGGGAGGUACUGCUAUAUAUAUUUUUUAAGCUGUUCAGUAAAUACCAGUUAGGAUACUUACAUUUAGACAAUACCCGGGUUGUUUGGUUUAGAGGCAGGUUGAGUGGUUUCUGUUUUUAUAAGUUGACUUGAAUAUAUAUAUUACAUCCAUCUUAACUUUUUGGCAAUUAUGUGUCCCUCUGUUUAUCAUGGAUUUGGGGGAAAACUUUAUAUAUAUAUAUAUAUAUAUAUAUAUAUAUAUAUAUAAUAUAUAUAUACACACACACAAAGAUGCACAAAAGAAAUGCAACACUCAGGUCUAAUGGAUUUAAUCAAAUAUUUUAAACACAGCUGUCAAAAUCACAGAAAAUAUGAACAAAAAUACAGAUGUUAGUAUCCGGUGUGACCUCUCUGAGCAUUAACACAAUCCUGGCAGUGUUGACGCGUAGACCUGAUCAGCCUCUGGAGAGACUGCUGUGGGAUGUUCCACCACUCUUCCUGUACAGCUGCAGCCAGCUGGCGAAGGUUGGCUGGUCGCGGUUGUCUCCUUUGGAUGACACUGGCGAUUUGGUCCCACAGAUGUUCUAUUGGACUUAGGUGGGAGAAAAAGCUGGCCACGGCAAGACCUCGACAUUGUUUUCUUGAAGUUGUACAAUUGUAAUCCUAGCACUGUGUGGUCUUGCAUUGUCCUGCUGGAAAAUCGACACCAGAUUGGCUUGCAGGGACGGAAAAACUGUUGCCUCAAGGACUUCGCCAAUGUAUCGCUGAGCAGUAAGGUUGCCCUCAUUCUGCACCAAAGGCGUUCUUGUGUUAAAGGAGAUUCCUCCCCACAUCAUCACACUUCCACUGCCCCACUGGUUGGCUUGAACAACGCAACAGUCAGCAUAACGCUCAUCGUGACAUGGUGGGCCGGUGUGGUGACCCUCUGCCUUCCAGGACGUGUUGUUCCUCACAGCCAGUUUCCUGGUUUCUCUGGACUAGUCUGCUGAUUUUUGAUGCAGAACAUCUCAUUCUCCAAGCAACUUCUCACAGACAGGCCGCCUUCAAUCAUGCCGAUAGCAACCAGUCGAUCUUCAUUACUCAAGCGAGGCAUGGUCUUAUCUUUUGCUGUUCUUGCAUUAAUUAAAAUCAUGUCUUUAAGAGUGGCUAUUUAUACACAUUCUUAAUCAACUCAUUUUAGCAAUUUUAACUCAACUCAAAUACCAGACACUGAGCACCUGGUGUUUUUAUGAAAUCACAUGACUUGAGCUCAUUAUUUUGUUAUCCCAAGGAACAAUACUACUCAAACAAUCAACAAACCUAUCUGCUCACUAUUUAAAAUGUAAAUAACAUUAUGUAUGUGCGUGGUUGAUGUCAAACAGACUGUUGUGUUUUCAUUGUGCAUCAGUUUAUAUAUAUAAUAUAUAUAUAUAUAUAUAUAUAUAUAUAUAUAUAUAUAUAUAUAUAUAUAUAUAUAUAUAUAUAUAUAUAUAUAUAUAAUCCCCCAUAUCCAAAUAUACUGCAUACAAAACUUUUAUUUAUUUUUUUUUUUUUUUAAAGUAGUGCGAGUCCUGCAUGAUCAGAAGCAACUAAAAAGCAAGUUGAAAACAACUCCUGUGACAUUUCAUACCCCUUCAACCAGUUUAACAAAAGCCCAUCAAGAGAGUUGGUUUAUACUGUACAUUGAUUGAUACGACUUCUGGCUACACUUUACCAAAACACUGUUUUAAAAGGGCAGUUCUCCGUACGUGGGUAUGUAAUAUUUAACAUUAUGCAUUUAAAUCAGUGGUGUCUGUCAUUACUACAUGUAGUACUAGAGAGAAAGGACUCCUUUAUCUGAUGGAUUAAAAGCAGUGGAAAGAGUUUUUAUACAUAGGAAUGACAGAGGGUCCUUUGUUAUGACUGGAUCUCUCUUUGUGUUUUUACCAUUUGAUUUAGCUGGGAGAAUGUACUUUUUGAAACUACGCAUAGAUUACAAGUGAAGUUUGUUGCAAUGAACAAUAAGAAUACAUAUGCUUAAUUCAUGUGCUUGUGAUGACUCUGUCGUGAUCCUUGGUCCAUGAUAUUUCAGCUUUUUAAGUUUGCAUUGUCAGGUUCUGACUAUAAUCAUGACAUAAAAUGUCUGUUGUACUAGAUUUUUUUUUUUUUUUUUUUUUUAAAGGCUAUUUAAAAAUACUAAAUUCUGUAAAAUGUUUAUUUUUUUUAGUAUUUAUUUAUUUAUUGGUCACUACAGCACUUUCUGUACAUUGGCCAAUAAAAACUGGUUUUAGAAUUCA